Psylliodes chrysocephalus is the source of this 552-nucleotide messenger RNA. The record is from the annotation of a GenBank genome assembly. NCBI's taxonomy places the organism in Eukaryota, Metazoa, Arthropoda, Insecta, Coleoptera, Chrysomelidae.
AUGGUGGAAUGUCACACGUUUUGCUCAAUUCUAAUAACGUGAAUGUACAAUGUUGUAUAUUAUAUUUAAGUCAUUUUUGACAUUCUACAAUCGGAUAUAUAAAAAAAACAUGAUGAAGACAUGUUUACUUUAACAAGAAUCUAUAACAUGGUAAGAAUAGAAGACAACGAUUCUCCCCAAGAAGAUUCAUCGGGUUCCCAGAUGAAUAUAGAAUUUAACCCAAUAAUCGAACUCUGGCCUGAACUAACUCUAGAAGAGAAAGUAGACAAAGCUUGGAGGAAAAUAUCCCACGAAGUUCCCAAGAAAAGAAACCCGCUUAAAGCCACCACACACGAUUUCAAACUGGUGCCUUUGGGACUUUGUAUGAUGGUCUGGUUCGUAAUAGCAGCUGCAAAUACCUUCAUAGAAUGGCAACCAGAUUACUUUAAACGUGGAACCAGAUAUUGCAAUUAUUAUUUCUUUAAUUCUUCUGUAGCUAUUUUAUUUUUGCAACUGGUGUUUAAUCUGUUGCUAAUGUUUUAUGUGUCUAUUAAAUUUUCGUUUUAUGAUUAA